GUUUCGAUCUGGAAGGUGGCGCUGAUUGGCAAAAGGCAUAGAAAGGUUGUACAGUAGGAGUUUCAGUCAACGUUUCUGUCGUUUGCAGUCGAUAAGCUGCGAUUCUUCCAUAUGAAAUGUAUUUUCCUGAAGAUCCACCGCUGUUUGGAUGAUGAAUUACAAACAUUGGUAUUUUUCCGGAGAUGUAUCAAAAUUUAGAUAAGAUUGUAGCUACGUAGUGUGAAACUGUGGAGUGCAAAAUCAUUAAUCUUAAACACGUUUGUCUAGUAAUGACAACCAGCAAACGUGAAAUAAGUCCCAGGAGGUUGAUGUCAGUGGUUGCAGAAGAUGACGAAGACUUCGAGGAUCACAUUGCCAAAACUAGGAGCCCAAGGAUUGCUAAAGCAUCCCUUCAGGAGGGUUCAGAUGGACCCACUGUUAAGACAUCCCUACUUGGUAAAUCACCUACGAAAAACAAUCCGAACAGGCCCUCCAAACACGCCAGUUGGAAAACAUCGAAGUUCUUCAGUAAGACAAUGACCAGUGGCGAGCUACUUCGUGGGCUUAAGAAACUUACUUCUAGUGGUGAAGACUUUGAAGUUAGGAGCCAAAACGACUCUAAGCCAAUAAAAACUAGAUUAGGAUCCCUCAAGAAGAAGUCAACUCGCGAAGAUGAAAGCCUAAUUGCUGAAGCUAAAUUUUCUGAUUUGAAUAUAGAAGGAGUGAAGAAGGAAAAGGGAAUUGUUUGUAAAAAAGACGACAUUUUAUCACUUAUAGCCAACGUCUCUCAGGCUCCAGAUUCGCCAAACAUGAAGAGGAUGCCUCUAAGAUACACCAGAUCAGCAUCACUUGAUCCAGGAUUUGCAGAAUCAUCUCAUCAUUUUGGUCGCUCAUCACCUCUUUUGAGCGAGGAGGAUAAAGAUGUCAAAGAAACCACAAAAUUGACAGAAAGUCCUGAAGUUAGUUCUAGGGAAGAUGCCGAACCAAAUGUCAUUAAUGAUGAUGAUGAUGAUGUUGAUAAUGAUAAUAAUAAUGACGAUGAAGAUCAAGAGAAAAUUAAAGAGGAGGUAGAUUCAAAGGUGCAAUGGGACGAUGGUAACUUUGUCGAUGCUAUGCUACUAGGAGGAGCUAUAGAAGCAUUUCUCAAAGGAUCCAUGGGCACGGGAAGUGUAGAGAAGAGGGUUUCGUUUAAGAAGACUUAAUUUUGUCCAUUUAUGAGUCAACUUAAAUGAUACAUUUUAAGGUUGUGAACCAUUUAGGAUCUACCAGAACUGUAUCGCAAAUUUUAAUAAAUAUGUAUAUAUAUAUGUGUGUCUGUAUAUAAAGGAUGUUAUGCAGGAUAGUUUUCAAAUUUCAGCUUUAAGUUUAAUUCAAUUUGGCUUCGUUAUCAUUAAAAAAUAAUUCAAAAAAUGGUACAAAACUCGAAAAGACUAGAAAAUAUCAGGUGUAAAACGAAAAAAAAAGACAAUUUUCUACGAUUUUAAUUAAUUUUACUUGAUUUUUACGUAAUAAUUUAUGUAUCUUUACACAGGACGAAAUUAAAAUUCCCUAUUUUGUUCGAAG
Centruroides sculpturatus (bark scorpion) is the source of this 1542-nucleotide messenger RNA. RefSeq lists its product as uncharacterized. The transcript has 2 exons. The record is from RefSeq and is a predicted model, not a curated record. NCBI's taxonomy places the organism in Eukaryota, Metazoa, Arthropoda, Arachnida, Scorpiones, Buthidae. The coding region runs from base 270 to 1181 and encodes 303 amino acids.